This is a messenger RNA of Rubroshorea leprosula, 2668 nucleotides long. The record is from the annotation of a GenBank genome assembly. NCBI's taxonomy places the organism in Eukaryota, Viridiplantae, Streptophyta, Magnoliopsida, Malvales, Dipterocarpaceae.
CUAGGCGCAGAGGAAUGUUCUUCAAAAACAGAGCAUGAAAGCGGGGAAAAUCAUUUCUUGAAUAAAAAGAAACCAACCUUCUGUUGGUCGAAAUGUCCUCCGAAGUUAAUCGUUUGCAAGAAUUUGGAUUUUCAGGUUCGAUCUCGUUACUGGGUUUUGGUUUAAUUACUCUGUUUGGAUGCCAAGAAAACAGAGCAAGUCAUAGAAAGUGAAAUUCGCUUGAAUUCUUGGAUGUGAUCUUCUUCUCUUUUGAUUCUUCUACUGUUUCUCCUCUCUUUCUUUUUGGGCAUAGAUCAAAUUAUAAAUUUUCUGCCUAAUUUGGGUAUUCUGCUCGAACCCAACUUUGCAGAGAUGGCUGGAGAAAGAAAGAAGGUGGAUGAGUUUCCACCGAUCAUUCCACAAAGAGAAGACGACCAUAGACGACCGGAAUCCAAAUUCGACUUGCGCAAGAGUUUUGCUUGGGAUAGUGCCUUCUUCACAAGUCCAGGAAUUUUGGAUUCCGAAGAGUUGUUUGAGACUCUGAAUGUUAGGAAUUUGGAGAAUGGGGUUGACAAACCCGAUCACAGGGAGCAGAAAUGUUUACCUUCUGAGUCUUUGGACCCAGAAAGAACGAGUACAGUUGGUGAAUGUAAUCCCCGCAGAAGUUUGGCGUGGGAUAGUGCCUUUUUCACUAGUGCAGGGUUCUUGGAUCCAGAAGAGUUGUCUAUGGUAAACAGAGGUUUCAAGAAGUCUGAAGCACCCAUGCUUCCUGGAAUUGUGGAAGAAUUUAAGCGGUCUGCUGACUCAUACUCUACGAUAGAUACUGAUUACUCCUUAGUGAGCCUCGAGAUUGAUCUUUUUGAUGACAUGAAAGCAUCGGUACAUAAAUCAAGCAAGGCAUCCGGUCUUUCAUUUUCAAGUUCAGAAUUGGGUAGAGGAACUGGCACACAGAACUUCCACUCUUUAAGAAAAGUGGAUGGUUCCUCUAGGACGAGGAUUGAGCCCGUACCGGCUUCAAGGAGGCAAUCUGUCAAGAAAUAUGGUAAGGAGAUGAUGGCCAAAGAGGAAGAGGUUGCUAUUCUUCCACGAUCACAGGCUCAAGUAAAGGGUCCUGCUCGAAAUAGAGAAUCAAAUUCUUCAUCCUCUUCUAAGCCAUUAAAGACACUUCACAAGCAGGCUGAGCCUCUGUCAAGUUCUGCCAUCAAAAGGGCUUAUGUGGGUGCAAACACUGAGAAAAUGGAACAUAAAAUCAGAAAGGAUUCAUUUGUUACAGGGCAAGAUAUCUCAAAGAGACCUUGUUGUGGUAGUGACUCAGGCAGUGGUGUUCCCUUGACACCAUCACCGGGAUCAGCUUCUUCCAAAGGGUCUGAUAGUUCCCUAUCAAAAUCCAUGAAUAAAUCUCUUUUAAACUCUCUGAGAAAAAAGAACUGUUCGAGAGUGGCUGCUUAUGAUUCAAGCUCUAGUACUCCUUCAAGGGCAUUAAUGGGAAGCAGAAGCAAGCUAGAAUUUUACAGCCAGCCUGUUCACUCGUUGUCCACAUCCAAGUCUUCGUCUACAUCACCUUCCAGUUCAAUUAACGGAUGGUCCAUGGGAUCAUCAACUUCUAUGAAUCAAAUAUCUGAUGAUUCCAAAGCAAGUUUGGAUGCUACCCUCCAUAGAGGAGUUUCUUUGGACACUAAUGCCUCUCAAGGAUCCGAUAAUGGGAGCCAUUCUUGUAAUCGAUCCUCUGCAGAAAGUAAAGGUAAAGAAAUGAAGUUGACAAAUCAACAUGUUGAUAGAUUCUCAAAGGAAGCUGGUUCACAAUCCCCCACUGUUUCAGGGAACUUAAAACCGUCAGGUCUUCGAAUGCCAUUGCCAAAAAUUGGAUUCUUUGAUAUGGAGAAAUCCAUGGCUUUAGCACCAAAUUGUAACCUGAAGUUCCAUGCCGGCUUACAAUCUUCUUCUAAACUUAGAAGCAGUAUGAGUAACCUUGCUCGCACUUCAAAUAGAGGAAAAUGCAGUAAGUUUGAAUUGCCAAGAGCAUUAAUGAGGACAGGGAGGGUGAAGCUUUCUCUAAAAACUGGAGCCUCAUCUUUCGAUCUGGACAUCCGACCUAUAUGUCCUACAGAUGUGGAAGUAAAAACUGAUUCUCUUCCAUCUGAUUCGAAGGAAGAAGACGAAAGGAAGCAAGGACUUGGGGGAAACAAAAGUGGAAAAGAAUGCAGGGCAGAAACUUGCCAAAUGGUUAAGAAGCAAGAUCUGAAGCAGAAUGAAGAUGCAAGCACAUUCUGUCUGGAAAUUAACCCUCAUACGGUUCAUGGCAAUAACAAGGAAAAGGAAAAUAUAUGCAAUUUUGCGAAUGAAGUCGAUAAUCUAAGUAGAGGCAUCGAAGCCAUUGAUUUUAGCAGGGAUUCGUGAUAGAACUACAGAUGAGAAAUUCCCCUUUUUGGUGCAACUUGUUCUGCCAUAGAUAGAUGUUAGAAGAGUUGAGUCAUCUUUCUUAGAUAAGAAGCUUUAUGAAGGAUUGUUGAACAUCUACAAAACCCUAGUCCAUUUUCCUCCUCCUUUUUUCCUUUUUUUUUUUUUUUUCUUCUGACAAGCCUUGUCCAUUUUCCUGUUUCAUGUGAUGUGGGCUUUUUAAAACUUCCCUAUCUCAUGUGUGAGCGUGAGCCCGAAGUCGGGAGUUCAUGAAUGAAGAGAGACCAUCUCA